Messenger RNA from Mya arenaria, 2629 nucleotides. RefSeq lists its product as uncharacterized. Gene Ontology annotation, molecular function: zinc ion binding. The transcript has 2 exons. Bases 110 to 2056 code for a protein of 648 amino acids. Lineage: Eukaryota; Metazoa; Mollusca; Bivalvia; Myida; Myidae. The record is from RefSeq and is a predicted model, not a curated record.
UUGAAAGUAUACAGGAGCAUAUGGAUUAGACCAACGACAAUUUGUGUCUGCAGUAAUAAAACAACGCUCAUUAAACAUAAAGUUUUGGAAUGAAAUCUUAACAAUAAAAAUGAGUGAGAAAAUUAACGUACACCCUGUUCCUGGCGACAUGAAUCAGAUUGAAAUUAAUAACACAGAUAAGGAAGCAGUUACUGAACGGGACACAGAUGCAGACGGUGUCCUAACUGUAAGCGAUGGACAGGACCACAAUGAGAAGAACGGAGGACAUGAGAAACAAGGACCAAAGAAAUGGCGCGGACCACCGAAGAACUCGAACCGCUACGGCAUUAGGCAUUCAUUGGAGAAAAUGGCAGUAAAGUACAUUCCGCCGAAGAUUGAAGGACCCAAGACACCACAAAAUCCAUGUGACCCGUGCUUACGAGAGAAACACUGCGUGGAAGCAACAAAUUACUGUCCAGAGUGUAAGGAGAGGCUGUGUGCAAUGUGCACCAGUCAACACAAGAAGUUCCAGAUUCUCAAGACUCAUAAGGUGUUAGGAGUUGAAGAUGCACCAAGACCUGAGGUGCCGAAGAGCGAGAAGAUCAAAUGUUCGGAAACGUGCAAGAAACAUGCCAACAAAAUGCUCGAUCUAUAUUGUCGAGCACAUGAUGAGGUCGGCUGUUCUGCAUGUAUGGCCGUGAACCACAAGGAAUGUCCAGAACCGGAAUACAUCGUCAACGCAGCCCCUGUGAUCUUGAAGUCUGGUCUUGCCAAAGACUUCAAAGAAGAAAUCUGUCGUGUAAAACAGGAAGUAAUUACGUUGAAAAUGAGAAGGUCGGGGGAUAAAAACAGAAUAACUAAGGAGAAGACUCAAAUUCUUGAAGGUAUCGAAGGGCUAAGGAAGAAGAUUAUGGAAAUUUUGUAUUCACUUGAAGAAUCGGCUAAAGAAAAACUUAUGACUUAUUAUGAAAAGCUAUCUAAUGGAAUAAGCAAUGACAUGCACGAUUGUGAAUCUGCUCUGGCAUUUCUUGAUCGCAGUAUGGAGAAGAUUAAAGCUGACUCCGAUGCACAGUUAUUCAUAGAUAUUAAGAAAGACGGGAAAGCAAGCUUGAGACAAGGUGAACAUGUUAUUGCAUCUGUAACAGAAAAACUAGGCCAAGAGGAGAUCAAAUUUACUGAAGAUGAAAGCAUUGCUGAAUGGAUCAGUAAGUUAAUAGCCCUUGGUAAAUUCGAUCAUGAAGUGAGUGUGUUCUCGGGAACAUUCUUUGGAAAGUAUGAUUUGGAUGAGAAAAGCGAUACAGAGAAAGAAAACUACGCUUUUAACAGCCUGCUUAAUCUACCAAAUGGGUUUACCAUUGUUAGUGAUUGGAAUAAUAAACGAUUGAAAAUUAUUGAUACAAACUACAACCUGCGCAGCCACUGUGACACACCCGGUAUGCCAUAUUCACUUUGCCUGAUAAAUCAGGAACUAAUUGCAGUUUCAGUCAGAGACGAGAAAAUCAUACAGUUUGUUUCAAUUUUAGAACAAACGAAAAUGAAGCUGGAUAGAAAAUUCAAGAUUGAUGAGUACUGUCGGGGUAUGGCUUACAAGGACAAUAAGUUGUUUGUAACCUGUGGAGGCGGGGAAGGUGAGAUAAAUGGUCAACUCCGGGUCUACUCUCUACACGGGGCUCUCGUUCGAGUAUUCGAAGAAGACGUUCAAAGUAAACCGUUCUUCGCCCAACCGAAAGACGUAAUAGUAAAUGACGAAGGCACGCGUUUUCACGUUCUGGAUUUGAAACGGGGAGUAGUAACACUUUCAAACGACGGUCGAUUAGUUUCAGUCUUCCGUGACCCCGGGUUGCAGACGCCGUUAGGAAUUUGUAUGGACGGGAAAGGCAAUCUCUUUGCGAGCGGGAGUGACUCGAAUAACGUUUUGCAAUUCAACGUUGAAGGGAAGAAAUUGUCUGAAGUCCUGAAAGAAUCAGACGGACUGACGAAACCAUUAGCAAUAUGUUGCCAUGAAGGUGUGAAUCCUCGACUUAUCGUCACAUUUGAGGGAACGUGUACCGUCAAGGUUUUCACACUCCAGGAAUGACUGUGAACGGAUGAAACUUAAAAAGAGUUUCGAAUGUGAACGGAUGAAACUUAAAAAGAGUUUCGAAUGUUUUGUGUUUGUUCAGCCUUAAAUUUUUGGCGAUUAUUUUACUACAACUUUGUUGACACUUGUGUUCUAUUUCUUGAAUGUGCCUGCCAGUUUAUCAACAAUGUGUACACACCAAGGGAGAUAAGAACGUGUUACAAUAUUGUCAUUCAAUUUGAGAGUUUUCGUCUGGCGUUACUUGUAUCCAAUAUGGCGUCACUCGUGUUAGCUCUUUAUUUCACAAAUAUUAUCAAGUAUCUUAUUGGUUAUUCUAUUUAUAAUGUACCUUUAUUGAAUGUGCUAUUUACUCAGAAACAGUGUAUUUUGAUUAUCAAACAUUUACAUCGAUACUGUUAAAGCAGUGUAACUGUAUGAAUUUAAUAUACGCAAAAAAUGCAGACAUAGUAUAAUUGCGGGCAUAUAAUUAUACCAUGUCACAACUCAGGAGACUUUGUUCGAUUAUUCAUUAUCGUUUCCAAGAACGAAAUCUUGCUUCUUUGGUCAAGUAACUUGUUAUUGGAACCUGUA